This is a messenger RNA of Tripterygium wilfordii, 686 nucleotides long. Its product is annotated as FCS-Like Zinc finger 3-like. The transcript has 3 exons. The coding region runs from base 1 to 438 and encodes 145 amino acids. The record is from RefSeq and is a predicted model, not a curated record. Lineage: Eukaryota; Viridiplantae; Streptophyta; Magnoliopsida; Celastrales; Celastraceae.
AUGAAAGUAUUCCACUUUGUCGUUAUUCACCCCAUCACUCUUUAUAUACGUCACUACCCACCUCUUCAUCUUCCCCCUCACUCGCCAUUUUUUCUUAGCCAUAGUUGCACAACCCGGCGCAAUUUAGCAGAAGCUUCGUCUGCCAUGGCUUAUUACAGUGCUACUUCAUAUUUGGAUCAUCGCAACGAGCCUCACUUUCUCGAAUCGUGUUUUCUCUGCCGGAAGCCACUCGGAUGCAACGCUGACAUCUUCAUGUACAGAGGGAAUACACCGUUUUGUAGUAAAGAGUGUAGGCAAGAGCAGAUAGAGAUCGAUGAGGCCAAGGAGAAGAGCUGGAAACGAUCCUCUGCUGCUGCUUCUUCUUCUGGAUCUGGAUCUAUCAGAAAAGCAGAACCGCAGAACAAAACUAUACGGACGGGGACAGUUGCAGUCGCUUAAACCACAAAUCGGAUCCAAUUUUUCAAAAAAAUUUGAACAGAAAAAUCGACGAAGGGAGAUCAAGUGCACGCAUCAAACACAAAUCGAAACCAAUUCUUCGGGUAUUGUGGUUUGUAUAGAAGGAGCGCCUCUCCGAUGGGGACUAUGGUUUGUGUAAUAUUUUGUAAUCACGAUAUGUUGUUUCAUUUUUAUCCUCUUUGAGCCCAUUCAAGGAAAAAAUAAGAGUCAAAUGAGUCUCGGAUUAUGCA